Messenger RNA from Synchytrium microbalum, 5092 nucleotides. RefSeq names its product DNA-directed DNA polymerase. Gene Ontology annotation, molecular function: nucleic acid binding. Gene Ontology annotation, biological process: DNA integration. Lineage: Eukaryota; Fungi; Chytridiomycota; Chytridiomycetes; Synchytriales; Synchytriaceae. Bases 65 to 5092 code for a protein of 1675 amino acids. The record is from RefSeq and is a predicted model, not a curated record. The transcript has 2 exons.
GCGCCAUACUGCUCUAGACGCACUCCGUCAAUAGGACUCUAGUGACAAUAAACCUAACCGAUCGAUGUCAGACUUAAAGCUCGAAUUCGAAGCCCUCAACAAUACUGGAAGCAACUACAAACGAUGGGCAUCUGCAUGUACCACAUUCCUUACUACCAUGGACGUCGAAGAAUGGCUCACCAAUGACUUUCCUGCUCCACCAUCAAAAGCUCAAAAGACAUCACAUGCAAAAGCACUGCAUGUCAUAAAGAAGCAUAUGUCUGACAAACAACUCGAGGCCAUAGAAGGGCUGGAAACAGUGAAGGAAAUCUGGAAUAAGCUCAAAUCAUCAUACGAUACCACUGAAUCCAUUCGCUUACCUCAUGCACGUAAACUCUGGAACGACCUCCGAGUCAACGAAUAUAAAUCUUUAGCAGCAUUCGAUAUAGAGAUGAGGAAGGCAAUUACUGAAAUGAAAUCUGCUGGAGCUGGAGCUGAAGUCACUGAGCCCCACAAGAUUGAAAAGAUCCUAGCCAACUUACCACCAGCCUACGAACCGAUCGCUGAUGCUAUCAGAAUAAACAAAGAUACGAUAAAUACGUAUGAGAAAGUAUUGCAGAAGCUGCAGGAGAAGGAAGCCAUAUUAUCCAGUCGUGCAGCACCUCCACCAGACCUCAGUAUACCUGGUUCCAGCAAAGACAAAGAAGAAAAUAUGUCGUUAGACGACAAAGGAAAGGAGAAGCCAGCCAAAGAUCCAGGAAAGAAUACUGAUAGAGGAAGAGGUAGUCGUGGUCGUGGAGGUGGAAGAAAGCAACAACAACAACGAGGGGGAUAUAGAGGUCAAUUCAACAACAACUACCGAGGAAACAACUACCGAGGAAGCAACUACCGAGGAAAUAACUACCGAGGCAACUAUCGAGGAAGAUAUAAUCAGAAUCAGUAUAACAACUAUUACAACAACAACCCUCGUCAAGCACCAAACAUCCAGAACGAUACUUUUACUAUUGACGACGAAAUGCUACAUAUUGAACCCACAGCCAUCGACUUGACAAACGAUGAUGAGACAGAUGUCAAAGAGAUAAACACUGGUGACGAUGUGGAAGAAGUAAUCUACACACCUUCUACUCGUGAUCCAACACCUAUAAAGGAUAAUCAGUCAGUAGUAUAUACAAUGUCGGAAACUCGAAAACAUCCCAAGACCACUAUCACAUUACCACAACAAAUAUCUGCAGAGAAAGUGCAAGAACUAGUCAACUUCUUUAUCAAUGUCAACAAGCCACAUAGCGAAGAAGAUGAAGUUGAUUACGAAGACGACACCGAACUGUAUGUGAUGGAGAACAUAAAGUCAAUAUUGAAGAACCCAAACCACACAGAUACAGAUAUAGCCUUGAUAGAUUCUGGAGCCAGAGCUACAUACUUGUCAAGGAAAGAAUACUUCGACAAACGAUCAUACCGUAAAGGGUCAAAGACGAUACGAUACUUUGGAAACGUCACGAAUGAUGAACUAGUAGAAGGUUACGGUGAAGCUACAGUCAUAGUGGAUGGUCUUCAAAUCCACAUACCAACCGCAUACUACUCACCUGAGGGAAAUGUCAACAUUCUAUCAACAGAUGAUCUGCAAUAUUUGAAUUAUGGUUUAUACCAUGAUCAUAUAAUACUCGAUGACAAAAGAAUCAAUUACAUACCCAAUUACAAACGACCGCACUGUAUAAAGAUCAAGCCACCUGAUCCAGAAGAAGUGAUGACAGUGGAAGAGAACAUCAGCCCCAAUAUAUUACAUCAAAGGAUGGGUCAUGCAUCAGCUACAACCAUAAAGAAAAUUAAAGACAUCAAUACUGUCAAUGUAAAAGAAGGCGAAAUAGAUUACUGUCAAGCUUGUGUGGAGAGUAGCCAUGUUCGUAAACCAUUUACCGAAACAGGCGACACACAAGUAGACAUUGGAGAGAGACUAGACGUCGACACAAUAGGACAAAUACGUCCCAUGUCCCAAAGAGGACACCAGUACAUACUUGUCACAGUUGACUACAGAAGUAGAAAAGGAUUUAUAUACCCAAUGAAGACCAAAAACGAAGCCUACCAACAUAUUCUUACCACCAUAUUCCUUAUCAAAACCCACCAUUCGCAAUGUACCUUGAAGUUUGUAAGACUUGAUAAUGCUGGUGAAUUCAAGUCAAUAGUAUUCGAUAACUUCUGUCGAGCAAAUGGUAUUACGGCACAAUACUCAACACCACACACUCCACAGCAAAAUGGAAUUGCAGAAGCCUAUAAUAAGAAGUUAACAAGAGUAGCACGAACUAUAUUACACCACUCCAACUUACCAUUAAGUUAUUGGCACGAUGCAUAUCUGCAUGCCAACGAUCUUAUCAGCAAUUGGCCACAUCAAGCUCUAAACCAUGAUUCUCCCAACCAUGUCUUUAACUUGAAUACGUCUAUGAAUGCCAUAAGAGUGUUUGGAUGUCAAGUAUGGGCACCAAUACCAAAAUCUCUACAAAAAGGGAAGAUGUCAAAUCAAAGACAAGAAAAGAUAUAUGUCGGUUACCUUGGAAGUAGCAUUGUCAAACUACUAGACCCAACAACUGGCAACUACACUACGGCAACGCUGAAAGAAUGUGUUGUAAAUGAGACCGUAUUUCCAAAGAUGGAAGCCAACAUACAUCCUGCCGACACGGUAGUAGACAUACCUGAUACAGCAACUGCGGACCACUUAGCAAAUCAAUUACUACUGUUGAGAGUCAUAAGAGAGCAACCAAAUCCAUACUUAAUGUCGCAAAAUACGACACCAGCUCCCAAAUCGACACCUAAAACAAACAAGAAACGAAAGAAUGUCAGCUUUAACGACACUGAAAAUGAUGAAACGACACAACAUGUCGAAUCGACACCAACGACACCUACUAAACGAAGAAAUACCAAAUCGACAAAAGAUGUCGACGAGGAUGAUGAUGAGUAUUUACCACCAAUGUCGCAUAAAGCGACACCAAUGUCGCAUAGUUCGACACCAUUGUCGCAUACCUCGACACCAAUGUCGCAUGAUUCGACACCAAUGUCACAUAGCAUGACACCAAAACAAUCCCAAAGAGUGGUGGUAAUACAAGAUGAAGAGCAUGAAAAUGAAAAUGAAGAUGUCGAAGAAGACACCAUAUCAUAUUCGACAGCAAGACAAUCCAUAUCAACAAAAAGACAACCCGUGUCAAUAUCAUCAUCCAAGACAGACAAUGUCGGAAAAAAUGUCAAAAGGAAUAUCCCUUCCAUGUCGAAAAUGUCGAAGAAAACCAUGUCUACCAAAGACACCAUGUCACAAGAUGACAAUGACGAUGAGCCUAUAGUGAUACAUUCAGUACCACAAAGAAAGCAGUCCCCAAAAGACCUAAUGCUUUUAUACAGCAGUCAGCAAAAGAAACAAGACAAUGUCAGAAUAAUCGACACCCAACAAACUUCACCACCGAAAACUGAAUCAAUGCCAAAUACAUACCCAACUACAAUAGAAGAAUGCAAAACAUCCAACGACUGGCCUAGAUGGAAAGCAGCUAUAUUAGAUGAAUUGAAAUCACUGCAGAAAAGAGAAGUGUUUACGGUACAUAUCGAACUUCCAAAAGGAGCAAAAAUGGUAGACCAUAGAUGGGUGUUCACCACGAAGCAAGAUGUCCACGGCAACAUAUCCAAAUAUAAAGCUAGACUAGUCGCCAAAGGAUUUAGCCAGCGUCCAGGUUUUGAGUACGAGUCAACAUAUUCGCCAGUGGUGGACAUAGCAUCCUAUAGGUUAUUGUUAGCUUUAUCGAUACACUACAACUGGAAAAUAGCGACACUAGACGUUGUAACGGCAUACCUGUAUGGAACGCUGGAGCACGAUAUAUACAUGAAGGUGCCUCCAGGGAUCGAAAUACCAUCCACGAUCCACAAUCCAGUAGUACGGCUGAAUCGAGCACUAUAUGGACUAAAACAAAGUGGUCGUGAGUGGUAUCACACACUAGCAAGAGUCCUGCAAUCAAACAAAUACCAUACCCAUAUCCAACAUCCAUCUAUAUUCUUCCGUAUAUUGAAUACAGGUCCAGUAGUAGUGUCAAUCUAUGUAGAUGAUUGUUGUGUGAUAGGAAGUCAGAUGUCAGUGAAUACAACAAGAGAAAUGCUGAAAGCUACCUUUGAAAUGAAGGACUCUGGUAUACUACAUCCAGAAAAGCCAAUCCAGUGCAUUGGAAUCAAAAUCCAAUUGACACGAUAUGGUCUUUUCAUCAACCAGGAAAAUACUAUAAAAGACUUGUUGAUUAGUACCCAUAUGAUAAAUAGCAAGCCAUCAACUAUACCUUUACAAAUUCGAAACUUAUCCAAUGACAUCUACGGUCCUCGUUUGAAUACGGAGCCUGAGUAUUGGAACAUAAAACGAUAUCAGUCAGUUUUGGGAAGUCUGACAUACUUGUCGGUUACAAGUAGACCUGACAUAGCAUUUGCCACAAACCUCUUGGCACGAUAUAGCCACUCACCAUCGAAACGUCACUGGAAUGGUCUCAAACAAGUGUUGAGAUACUUGAAAGGAACCAAAGAAUUAGGACUGCUAUACAAAUAUGGAACAGAUCAAACACGUCAAAGACCAAUAGACUUACGUGUCUUCGUAGAUGCUGGAUUCCUAUCUGACAUAAAAACGGCCAAGUCACAAACGGGAUACGUGAUUCUACUAAAUGGAACUGCCGUGUCAUGGAGGUCAACCAAACAAUCCACUGUCGCUACUUCAUCAAUGCAUUCUGAACUGAUUGCUCUAUAUGAAUCGACACGAGAACUAACGUGGAUCAGGUCACUACUGUCAAAUCUGUCACAAAUAUUAAAGACACAACCAUUGUCACCAACUACAAUCUACGAAGAUAAUCAACCGUGUAUAAGGCACGUACAGUCUGGAUACAUCAAGUCUGAAGCCACAAAGCACAUGGCACCAAAAAUAUUCUACACUUACGAACUGAUAAAAAAUCAACAAAUUACCGUACAUUAUACACCCUCCACAUCCAACAUUGCAGAUAUACUUACCAAAACAUUACCAGCCAACAAACAUCAACAACUACGUAAAAUGCUGGGUAUGUGUACACUGCAUGAAUUGUCGCAAGUCAAUACUCUUUCCUCCUUUGCCUAG